Molecule: messenger RNA, 828 nt
Organism: Chanos chanos (milkfish)
Lineage: Eukaryota; Metazoa; Chordata; Actinopteri; Gonorynchiformes; Chanidae
Product: CMRF35-like molecule 7
Exons: 7
Coding region: 1-828 (275 amino acids)
Cellular component (GO): plasma membrane
Molecular function (GO): transmembrane signaling receptor activity
Source: RefSeq, a predicted model, not a curated record
AUGGAAUUUCUUCUGGCUCUCAUCGUAGUAUUUCUCCACGGCAUUCCAGGUUCCAAUGGCCUAUGGACCGUUAGCAGGCUAACGGCCAAAGCUGGCGGAUCAGUCACCAUACCCUGUCACUAUCAUAAAAUGUUCCGGAAUCACGAUAAGUACUGGUGUAAGGGCAAGGGCUGGUCAACAUGUAUAGUCCUGGGGGGAACUAACACUAGACAGAGGAGAGCCAACAUGACAGUAACGGACGACCCGACCGAACUGGUUAUGACAGCGACCAUGUCCAAUCUGAAGACAACGGAAACGAACCGAUACUGGUGCGCAGUGAAGAUUGGAGGCUUCAUGAAACCGGACGUCAGGACGUCGCUGGAGCUCACCGUCACUGACGAUCUUCCAGAUUUGUCGGCGGCGAACUCAAUGUUAUCCGCCCAACAAGGAGGCAACGUCAGCGUCCAGUGUCUCUACCACAACAAGAUGAAAUACAAGGAGAAGAAAUGGUGUCGUAGUGGGGAUUUGCACUCGUGUCGGUCACUGGAUGACCUCGAGCCCCCCCAGCACGGUUCUCUACAGAUCAGCGAUGACGAAAACGGAACGUUCACCGUUACCGUCGGCGGGCUGGAGAGGGAAGACAUGGGCUGGUACUGGUGUAUGGCUGGGGAUGUGCAGUACCCAGUUCACAUCACUAGUUCAAAGCUGGAUCACAGCUUUGACUGUUUCUUUUACCCUGUGUCUUUUGAUGAUAUUAAUCGGCGUUUCCUGGAAGUGGUGUCGACAGAAGAAGAUGAGCUCAAUGCCAAACCGGAUGAUAUCACGCUAUUUUGCAUUGUAACCUUUUGA